Prunus armeniaca (apricot) is the source of this 153-nucleotide messenger RNA. NCBI's taxonomy places the organism in Eukaryota, Viridiplantae, Streptophyta, Magnoliopsida, Rosales, Rosaceae. The record is from the annotation of a GenBank genome assembly.
AUGUCACUGGGCGAUGUGGCUAGGCAAGAGGGUGCCGAAGGCAAAGGGGAUGCCCAAGGCGACACAAAGCUUGCAUGUCGCAAGGCGAUGUGGCUAGACACAGGGGUGCUGAAGGCGACACAAAGCUUGCAUGUCGCAAGGAAAUGUGCUUAA